Synchiropus splendidus (mandarinfish) is the source of this 4897-nucleotide messenger RNA. RefSeq names its product SH3 domain and tetratricopeptide repeat-containing protein 1. NCBI's taxonomy places the organism in Eukaryota, Metazoa, Chordata, Actinopteri, Syngnathiformes, Callionymidae. The record is from RefSeq and is a predicted model, not a curated record. Bases 164 to 4012 code for a protein of 1282 amino acids. The transcript is spliced from 19 exons. Gene Ontology annotation, molecular function: protein binding.
CAGUGGUUAAAUAAAAUGUGAAGCAACAGACUUUCCUGCGUGGUGUUGCAGUGCUCACGCCUGCUGAGAGCAUUAUUUUGAAAGGACGUCCUCCCUGGUGGCUGCUGUGAGUCUGUUCUCCCAGUUCACAGUCAGUUGAUCCAGAUUGUGACAGCAGCAGGACAUGACUGAGAGAAACUGCCGACACAGCAGGAUGGUGAGGAGUUUCUCCAGAGAUUCUGCCAGUCUGAAAAGAACUGUAUCGACAUGCGAGGAGAACAUCCCAUCAGCGCUGCCGCUGUUGCUGGACAUGGUCACCGGUCCAGAUCGACUUCCUGCAGGCGACCAAAUGCAGGAAAUGUUGAGGGGGAAACUGCGAGCUUUGGAGGCUGACAGCACAGAGGUCGACGCUCUGUUCAUGGAAAUGUCUGCUCAUCUGGUCUCUGUGGACAGCGAGGACAAAAUCAUCUUUGUCACCUUCAAAGCCUUGGAGGAAAUUUGCAAGUUCACCACCUACAACAGACACAGAUUUUUGGGUCAUUGCUUGGAGAACCUGCUGUUCGACCAAGAGUUUUGGCUCAUCGCAACGGAAAAAGAUAUCAGCAUUGAGGUUUCUUUUGAUGAAAGCAGGAUGAACCUUCUCUAUAAAGGCAUCCUCAUGCAGGAGGGCUCAUUGUUCGCUUGCUGCACAUCUAACCAGAUGUUUGACAGCUCCACGUCUGGUGGAGACUUGUACCUGGAGCAGGGAGAGAUCGCCCAGUUUGAGCCUCCCUUCCUCGGCUCGGGGUGGACCGUACUUUGCCUGGCAGACGGCGCUCGAGGGACUUCUCCAAAACCUUCCUUAGAACCAGUCACACCCUUCCAUCAAUCAUUCCUUAAAUCUUGCCCAGAAAGCAUUCUGGUUGGUGACGGAAAGUCCUCCAGCCGAUUUCCUCUUCAGUUCGCCAGAGGAACCUGUGUGGCAGCCGUGAGCUACGAUCCUGAAGGUCCAGAUGAACUUCGCGUCUCAGCUGGUGAUCAAGUGAACAUUGUUGGAUUCCUGGCGUCGUGCUUUUACUGGUUCAUGGGUGAAAAUGAGGCCACAGGAGAAGUGGGUCUGCUCAAGACGGACCUGGUCAACGCCAGUGACACUGUUUAUGAGGCAGAUGAUAUUCUUCUGGAUGGAGAGGAUGGGAUGUUUUCUACCCUAGAAACAGAUUAUGUCAUCGGGGAAACUAUUGCCUUACUGAAGAGCAGAUCGCAAAAUGACACAUGGAAAAAAUACAAACUUGAUUUCCUCACUUCCAAAGGCUCAAGGUUAAACAUCAGCAGCGAGAAUCUCCAGUCUGAUCUGAAGAGGAAUAUCCAGAUGAUUCUGGAGGAUUCAGCUCAAGACUCUGCCCUGACCAGCAUGACAUCCCAGCACAAGACUCCGAACAGAGCAGAAAGUCAAAACUCUCUGCGCUUCACCGUUGACUCGGUUGAGGAAGGAAACGGCAUCACUGAGGGCUGCAUGCAGCUCCUCUCAUUCCUGAGUGGACGAGAGUUCAAACCUGAAUUUGGGGCCUUGUACCGACUGAGCUCCGAUCUUGUCGCCUCGUCCUCAUUCAGCGGACAUUCUGAUCAAGAUGAGCUGAUCGGAUUCCUGGCUGCUGCUCGAGAGACUGCAAGAAAGAAGCGGCUGCUGUGGUCUCAAACCCGUUUGUGUUUCUUGUUGGCUCGGCUCUGCGCCGGGAGGACCAAGUUUAGCCAAGCCAGAGUUUACUUUGAGGAGGCGCUUAGUUUGCCACACGAGGGCUUCUUGGACUUCCGGCUGUUAGCCAGCAUCUACUCCAACCUGAGUGUGAUAUAUCUGCUGCAGAAGAACACUGAGCGUUUCUUUUAUGUGUCUGAGAGACUCGCUGCUCUGCUGAUGGCGUUUCCAUUCUGUCUGGAAUGUAUGGAGGAUAACCUAGCUCUUAGAUUCAUGCUCAAGAAAGCCAUCCUGUCUGAGAACAAACCAGCAGAAGCUCGGGGCUGUUAUCUUCUGGCAAAGCACCACUGGAGCCACUCUGAGGGGGCUCAGGUCAUCACUUACCUCGAGAGACUUGUCCUGCUUAGUGCACCAGAAACAUGGAGCUUCUCAGUCAGUCAUGGAUACCUGGCGCUGGGAAACCUCUACAGAAAACUUGGCCUCCCACACCUCAGUGUUAGCUCAGUGCGGAGAGCUUCUCUUGAUGGUGAGCUGACACACAGCCUCAGUGGAAUCCUUCUGGUGAUGGAAGCAGCCAAAGAUCUGCAUGGUGUCACGGAGCAGGAGGCUUCUCUGCCCACUCACGCCGCUCCAUUCCUGCACCAGUCUCUCCGCUUCACUAAACUCUCAGAAGGAGAAACUGACUCGCACCACCUGCUGAACUACCACCUCACUACUUGUUUGUGUCAGUUGCUAACUGACCACAGAAUGGUGGGAAAUGCCAUCUACUACAUGCACACGCUGCUAAACAGCAGCCCGCCUUUACAGCAGCUCCACAUCUCCCUCAGAGACAGAAAGAACACGCUCAUCUGGCUGGCGGGCCUCCACAUUGACAACAAGCAGCCUGCAGACGCUCUGGAAAUAUUGGAAUCCAUCCUGGAUGUCAUGCCAGAGAACUGCACCACCCAGCAGGAAGGUCUCGUCCUCAACAUGUGUGGCGUGGCCUUUCGCUGCAUGGGUGACCUCCGGAGGGCAGCAGAGAGCUACCAGGCUGCUAUAGCCAUCUGCCAGGAGUAUGACGACCUGCCCAACUGGGCUGUGGCCCAGGCAAACCUCGGAAUGCUGUGUGUGAAAGCUGGCGCUGAAGGACUCGCGCUCAGAAACCUGAGCGAGUCAGUGCAGCUCUUCUCUGAGCUGGACGCCGAGUAUCACAUGGAGAACUUCAUCUUUGUGCUUCUGGAGCUGGGCAGGCUCUAUGUGAAGCAGCAGCAGAUUGAAUUUGGGAAAGGAUGUUACGAGUGGGCUUUGCUGCUCGCAAUCAGUGCCAACCGUUCUGAAUGCCAGCUCACAGCAACGAGACAUCUGUGUCGCCUGUAUGGAUUUGAGAGACCGGACCAGGCCAAGUGUAUCAUCUACAGCCAGUAUCUGGUCCAACUGCUCCAUCGCACCAAGGACAGACGGCAGGAAGCGGAGGCUCUGGAAACUGUUAGCAAACUCUACCUAACGCUGGGCACAGAGAGGGCGUACCGGGCGGCUCUUGACUACACAAAGACCAGCCUUGGUAUUUUCAUAGAUCUGGGCUGUAAAGAGAAGGAAGCCUACAGCUGGUUGGAAUCCGGAAAAAUCUACCACCUGCUGGGUCAGACGGAACUGGUGGAGCUUUAUGUGCAGGCAGCCCAGGAUGUUGCCCUCACCACAGGCGACACCAAAUUCAUUUUGAAGAUAUUAGAAGCAGCCGGUGACAUUUUCUUCAACAGUGACAUGGAUCAAGACAAGGCUGUCACCUUCUACCGGGACCGGGCGCUUCCCAUCGCAGUGAAGAGUGGCUGCGUUCACACCAAGCUCCGGUUGUGUAACAAACUGACUGAAGCUUUGCUCAAUCUCAACCUGGAUGGAGAAGCUCUGGAGUUUGCUCAGACGUCCCUGGACAUCAGCAUCACUCUGGGCGAUCGACUGAAUGAGCGCGUGGCCUACCAUCGGCUGGGUUCUCUGUAUCACAGACUGAAGCGGUGUGAACUGGCUGAGCAUCACUACCUGAAGGCUCUCACGCUCUGUCCGUCCCCUCUGCAGUUUGACGAGGAGACGCUCUACUACGCCCGAGUGUACCAGACACUCGGGGACAUUAUCUUUUACGAUCUGAAGGACCCAUUCGACGCAGCAGGCUACUACCACUUGGCGUUGGCAGCAGCGAUGGACGUGGGAAACAAGAAGUCCCAGAUGAUUCUUUGCACCCGCCUGGCCACCAUCUACCAUAACUUCCUUGUUGACCGAGAACUCUCCUUGUACUUCUACCAAAAGGCGAGAGGAUUUGCAGCUGAGCUGAACAUGAAGAGGAUUAAUAUCUCACCUGAUCAGAUACAGAGGACAGAGGACAACAACUGAACUCCAAAGAGACAAACUCAUUUCUAUGUAUGGCUGUGUCAGGGUCAGGGGCGAUGCUUACCCUUUAAAAAUGAUGUUACUUCAGUCUAAAAUAUGAUGCUGGAAUAGCAGCGGGGCAAAAUAAUGCCAGAGCUUAUAGGUACAACAACAACUAGUUAUACGUGAUUACAAACAUGUGAGUAUGUCUAUGCUAAGAUGACAAGACCUGGAACAUUUUGAAAAUGCGACCAGAAGAGAAGAAUUACCGUAAACGAUUAUUGAUCCAGUACAAAUAUAGUCAAGUAUAUGUGUGAUAAUUUAUCCUCAUUAUGAGCUUAAGUCUUCAGUCCAAGCCAACUUCUCAAAUGUCUUGUCAACGCCUAUUGUUUGUUGAAAUAAGGUGUUCCUUACUUCCUCAGGUUGAAUUCACAUGUCCACACUCUUGUUGGGUGUGGUGGGCUUAUGUGGUGAUAAAACCUAUGCACAGAAACAACACGGCUUGUUGACCUCCAGUUAUGCGGACAUCUGAAUAAGCAACACUGUCAUGUGGCCCAUUGUUUUGCUUGCCCUGGGACUCGGCAGGAACUGCCAUAUGGAUUGUUUGGAGAAAUAUGAGCACUUUCAUCCUUUCAUGAUUUAGCUCAUGAAAUGUUCCCAAUUAUUUUUUGUAUUUAUAGUACUUUGCUCUCACUGUUCUCUGGAAAAGUCGGGCCAUUUUUGGACUUAUCAUCCAGAAUUGUCUUCACUAGAAUGGUUACAGAUAAAAAAUAAAAACCCGCACUCUACAAAAGCUUGUUCCCAGUUGGAUUGACUGUGGUAAACACAAAUGAAUACACUUGCUUUAAUUUGCAGUCCAGUACUUUAAAUGUUUUAUGUUUAUCAGGAGCUGCAUUAUUAACUGGCAUA